Zeugodacus cucurbitae (melon fly) is the source of this 1385-nucleotide messenger RNA. RefSeq lists its product as uncharacterized. The transcript is spliced from 2 exons. The record is from RefSeq and is a predicted model, not a curated record. NCBI's taxonomy places the organism in Eukaryota, Metazoa, Arthropoda, Insecta, Diptera, Tephritidae. Bases 154 to 1239 code for a protein of 361 amino acids.
CGGUGAGGCCAAGGGAAUUCCGCCUGCCAUCAAACCGUCCCAGUCCUUACCAUAGUAGUCAGUUUGCUCUGAUAUAAAUAAUUUCCACAUCUGAAUGUUUAACACAGUCAGUCGUCUACAUUCAUCGUGUGGAUUAGAAUUAGACAAGAAAUAAUGAGGUUACUUUUAGUUUUUACUUUGGUGGUUGCUGUCACAGCAGAUGUGUCCCACCUUUUCUCGAGUAGUGAUAAUCUUCAGGAUGAUGGCUAUCACUACAAUAAACCAAGUGGUGGAGCAAUUGUAGAUAUCCCGGCUUCGCAUAGACACUCAGCUUCAGCUCCAAUCUCAAGCGCCUCAGGCUAUCAAGCAACAUCUUACCAUUCUAGCUCAUCUUAUAGCGCUGGAGCAGCUCCUGCCACAUCAUAUGGAUCGGUUGGACCUGGUGGCUCUUCUUACCAAGCUGCUUCAGCUCCGGCUGGUGUUUACUCAAGUGUCUCAUCUUACCAAUCCUCAUCAGCUCCUGCGGCAUCUGGAUCAUAUUCGGGUAGUUCAUCUUACCACGGUUCUUCAGGUUCAGCAGGUUCAGCAGGUUCAGCAGGUUCAGCAUAUGGUUCUAACUAUCAAGCUGCCUCAGCCCCAGUAGCUUCCGCUCACCGGGCAGUCCCAGCUGCUUCCGCUCCUGUCGCUUCUUCUUAUUCAAGCAGUUCAUCCAACCGGGCUGCUUCAAACUUUGGAAGUGCUGGUUCUUUCGGCAGCGCAUCAUCUACUUCAGCUUCAGCCCGUCUAGGUGCUGGUGCAAAAGAUGAAAGUGGAUACCAUUAUGAGCCUCCCAAAACACCUUUUGAAAGCCGACCGGAACCUGUGAAAGAGUAUUUACCACCACCACCACCACCACCAGCACCAAAACGUCCUCCACCACCACCUCCGCCAGCACCUAAACGUCCACCACCUCCACCACCACCACCACCGCCACCAUCUCCACCAAAAGAAUAUCUUCCUCCCGCACCAACCAAUAAACCAGCUCCUCCCGCGCGGCCUCCACCACCUCCUCCGCCAGCACCAAAGCGUCCACCACCUCCUCCACCACCACCACCACCAUCUCCUCCAAAAGAGUAUCUCCCUCCACCACCAACGAACAAACCAGCACCACCAGCGCGUCCUCCACCACCGCCAUCACCACCAAAAGAAUAUCUUCCACCAUCUUCCGGACCAAAGGGAUACAACUAUCCUAAUGACCCACAGCCACCAUUCACUUCCUAAGUGAAAUCGAUACGGAUAGCUAACGAGACUCUAUUUAGUAUUAGUCAACAGUAAAUAUGUUUUGAAUUAUCAUUAGAAUAGAUUUCCUUCUAUAUCUAAGAAACCGAUUACAUUGGAAAUCAAUAAAGUUUCUAAAUUGAAAAGUA